This is a messenger RNA of Aspergillus candidus, 2357 nucleotides long. RefSeq names its product MDR family MFS transporter. Gene Ontology annotation, biological process: transmembrane transport; basic amino acid transport. The record is from RefSeq and is a predicted model, not a curated record. The coding region runs from base 144 to 1766 and encodes 540 amino acids. Gene Ontology annotation, molecular function: basic amino acid transmembrane transporter activity. Gene Ontology annotation, cellular component: fungal-type vacuole membrane. The transcript has 6 exons. Lineage: Eukaryota; Fungi; Ascomycota; Eurotiomycetes; Eurotiales; Aspergillaceae.
GUUCACCGUGCUAACUAUCUGUUCGCUACCCCCGCACAUCUGUCCCUCCUUGAGUUCUGGUGAUAGUUUGUUUCAACGUACUUGGGUUCAAACUGGCUGCGAUUAAAGUCUACACGUCUCGAGAAUAGGAAUUGUUUCGCAAUAUGCAGCAUCCUGAUCGUGAUGUUGAACCUGCGGCGCCCGCUGAAGACCAGCCUUUGCUGCAGUCGGCGUCCGCGCCUGAGGCCAUGUGGAAGCCUCCGCGUGGGUUUGUCUGGAUUCAAAUAGCAAUAAUGUCCAACGUCUUCCUAUCCGGCUUCGACGGCACUAUCACGGCGUCGACCUACGCGGUGAUCAGCUCCGAGUUCAACGCCGCCAACACGGCCUCGUGGCUGACCACUUCGUACCUGAUCACCAGCACGGCGUUCCAGCCGCUGUACGGGCGGUUCUCUGACAUCUUCGGACGUCGCACGUCAUUUUUCACCGCCACGAUCACGUUCAUCGCGGGGUGUAUCGGCUGCGGUGUUGCGCAGGAUAUCGUCACACUGAAUCUGAUGCGCGCGCUGACGGGGAUUGGCGGGGGUGGGUUGAUGACUAUGGCAACGAUCGUCAACUCCGAUCUCAUCCCUUUCCGCCGUCGCGGCAUGUAUCAGGCACUGCAGAACGGGAUGAACGGCUUCGGAGCCGUCUGCGGCGCCUCGUUCGGCGGAUCCAUCGUCGACACGAUCGGCUGGCGCUGGUGCUUCAUCAUGCAGGUGCCCGUGGGCAUAUUCGCCCUUGUCACCGGCUACCUGGUGAUCAACCUGUCGUCGCCAUCGUCCAACGGGCUGGUACAGCCAGGCCAGGGUCUGCGCGCGAUCUGGAAGUACGUUGAUCUGUCGGGCGCCUGUCUGCUGAUCCUGGGUCUGUCCAGCCAGCUGGUGGGUUUGAGUCUGGGCGGCAACGAGCUCCCGUGGUCGGAUCCGUGGGUUGUUGGAUCGCUGGUCGGCAGUGUCGUGCUGCUUGCGUUAUUUGUGUUCGUUGAGGGAACUACGUCGGCUAUUCCGUUGAUUCCGCUGCGUAUGCUGAAGGGUGUUUUGCCUGUCGCGACGCAGAUCUCUAACGUUUGUGUUGGAAUGGCUGCGUAUGCUUUUCUGUUCACCCUUCCGCUGCUCUUCCAGGUUAUCUUGCUCGAUUCGGCCUCCAAGGCUGGGGCCCGCCUGGCUGUCCCGUCGCUGGCUGCUCCCAUUGGGAGUCUCGUCUCUGGCAUUGUGAUGUCACGCUGGGGAAAGCUCGCGCACCUGGUCCGCACGGGAGCCGCCUUGAUGUGUAUUGGUAACUUCCUCGUGAUGCUGCUGCAGUUCAACGACUCUGAAUGGAAGUAUUAUGUCUAUGUCAUCCCUGCCAGCUUGGGACAGGGCAUUGUCUAUCCCGGAAUUUUGUUCACGUUUUUGGCGGCGUUCGACCACGCAGACCACGCUGUCUCCGCCUCAACUGUCUACCUAGUCCGCUCGCUGGGUACGGUGUGGGGCGUGGCCAUUACGUCGACGAUUGUUCAAAACACAUUGCGCUCGGGUCUCGCAGAGGCCCUGAGUGGAGUACCAGAUAAAUGGAAACUCAUUGACGACAUUCGUCACUCCGUCUCGGCAAUCUAUACGCUUCCCCCUGAGGUGCAGAUGGCCGCGCGCCUGGUGUAUUACCGCGGGAUUCGACUAUCGUUCCUGGCGUCUGCCUGUUUUGGGCUCGUGGCGACCAUCGCGGCACUGUUCACGCGAGGAAAGGGGCUCCACCGGCCCGGCGAGGCGUAGGCCUAUCUUGUUGUCAUGACCCCAACAUCGGGGUCUCAAUUGUGGGUAUCAGGGAGGACUAGAUUGAGAACUUGACGUGGAAGAGAUAAGGUAAGUGAAAAUUGAGGAGGGAAUUCGAAUAUUCCAGAGGUCGGUGAAGAAGGAACUCUAUCAGGGGAGGGUCUGAAUUGGGUUUACAAUCCAAUCGGGUGGCUGGUAUGACGCCUUGAAGGACUGCAGUGUCCUAGAUAGAGCUAGAGCGCAGUAGCUCGAUAGGCGUAUCCAAUCCACUCGUUCGAUUAUCAGCAAGCCGUGAUAACGCGUAGGGUGGAAAUCCUCGUGCGGAGAUAGCGUUGGGCGUAAGAAUUGCCUAUCUCGCUAGGGAUCAUCGGACGGCCGAGUUCGUAUCAUUCGGAGUCAAUAGAUAGUGAAAUGCGGGGAGAGGCGAAUACAGCAAGACAUUGGCUGCUUCCCCGCAAAAUCCAUAUGGUUCACUCGGCAAUGUGGACUAAUUCCGCCGUCAUUCCGCAUUUGUUCGAGGCUUGAUGUGUCGAUCGUCACGAUAGGCACUGCAGGAAACUUGAUAAGCUGUCCGGUGUCACUGUCAUGCUG